This is a messenger RNA of Verticillium nonalfalfae, 321 nucleotides long. It is a transcript of the gene CYC1, whose product is annotated as iso-1-cytochrome c. The transcript is spliced from 3 exons. Gene Ontology annotation, biological process: mitochondrial electron transport, ubiquinol to cytochrome c; mitochondrial electron transport, cytochrome c to oxygen. The coding region runs from base 1 to 321 and encodes 106 amino acids. Gene Ontology annotation, molecular function: electron transfer activity; heme binding. Gene Ontology annotation, cellular component: mitochondrial intermembrane space. NCBI's taxonomy places the organism in Eukaryota, Fungi, Ascomycota, Sordariomycetes, Glomerellales, Plectosphaerellaceae. The record is from RefSeq and is a predicted model, not a curated record.
AUGGCUGGUGGUGACGCCAAGAAGGGUGCUUCCCUCUUCAAGACCCGUUGCGCUCAGUGCCACACCGUCGAGGCUGGCGGCGGCAACAAGAUCGGCCCUGCGCUGCACGGCCUCUUCGGCCGCAAGACCGGUUCCGUCGACGGCUACUCCUACACCGAUGCCAACAAGCAGAAGGGCAUUGAGUGGAACAACGACACUCUGUUCGAGUACCUCGAGAACCCCAAGAAGUACAUCCCCGGCACCAAGAUGGCCUUCGGUGGUCUCAAGAAGGCCAAGGACAGGAACGACCUGAUCGCCUACCUCAAGGACGCUACCGCCUAA